AGAGAGAGAGAGAGAGGGAGAGAGAGGGAGGGCGGGGGAGGAGGAGGAGGAGGUCAAGGGCACGAUGUGGGAGUCUUCUGUUGGUUGCGCGCGCACCAGAUUAAGUCCUCUGUUGUCGCUCUACCUGGUGUGGAGAGUGUGGGGAGGGGCGGAAAUAAAGCGAGAUGGUGGUGGUUGCAACUUCGACAAACCAUCGCACCAUCCGUUCCAUGUUUCUGCUCGGUUGGUCCCGGUCCUGGUCCUGGUCCUGGGACUCUGCCCUGCCAUUGCCGCUUUAAGAAGUGCCAUGCGAUGAGGUCAUGUUUCUCUCUCUCUUUCCCUUCUCCCUUCUGCUUCGCUUCUCCUGAUGAUGAUUAGCGAUCGCAUGUUCUUACGAAUCUUUGUCUGCAGCUUAUCUUCGCUUCUAUGCCCAGCCCUAAUUAUGUCCAUGCAGGAUUAGAUAACAGUGCUCAAUCUGGUACUGUUGUGGGAGUUAUAGAAUAAUCGUUUUUGGGUCUCGGUAUUUGCAGCCCUAAUCAAGCAUGUGAUAGUGUACACGUAAAUCGCAUGGAAAGGGAAUAACACUAAAAAAUAUAUCCCACUUUGAUCCCUUCCU
Messenger RNA from Marchantia polymorpha subsp. ruderalis, 595 nucleotides. Lineage: Eukaryota; Viridiplantae; Streptophyta; Marchantiopsida; Marchantiales; Marchantiaceae. The record is from the annotation of a GenBank genome assembly.